CUAACUUUCUAACCUAAGAUUUAACGAACGUAAAACCCCGUUUCGACACCCAGACGUUUCCAAAUUUAACCACAGCGUAGGUACCUUUUAAUAGAACACGGCUGAUUUUCAUCGUGUGUCGUGUAUUUGUAUUGAAAUUGUGUGUUUUUACGUUUACUGUGAGGAAUAUAUGAUAUAUAAUGGAUAUAUCUACUGAUGUAUGGGGCCAGUUGGCUCUUGAAGCCAGUCAGGUUUAUCUGACUGAAGGUGGAGUCAGGAGUCCUUUCGCUGGCACGACCAUAGAGAAACUUCCCGAUAAAGUGCUACAGAAUAUUUUCUCGUAUUUAAGCCACCGUGAAAUAUGUCGCAUGGCGACAGUAUGCAAGCGAUGGCGGAUGGUGGCAUAUGACACACGUUUAUGGACCCACGUCAGUCUUCGGCCAGAGAUAUCCGGCCUGCAUGUGGGUUCACUGGAAUCUCUAUUGGCAUUAAUAUCUAUAAGAUUCGGCCCUUCACUACGUUAUAUUGAAUUGCCGAUCGAAUUAAUUACACACACAGUGCUGCACGAAUUAGCUGCUAAAUGUCCUAAUUUGACACAUAUGCUAUUGGACUUUAGUACAGCUAUGCAAUUGCACGACUUCUCUGAGAUGCAGGCGUUCCCAACCAAGUUGCGAUACCUUUGCAUUUGCCUGUCUGAAGUUAUCUUCAUGGAGGGUUUCAUGAGAAAGAUAUAUAACUUUAUUAACGGACUGGAGAUAUUGCAUUUAAUAGGAACGUAUGAGAAGGUGGAAGAAGAAGAGGAAGAGAUCUACGAGGUGAUCAACGUGCACAAGCUGAAGUCGGCGACGCCCAACCUUAGGGUCAUCAACCUUUAUGGAAUUAACUUUGUUGAUGACUCGCAUAUAGACGCCUUCAGUUCUAAUUGUAUACAAUUGGAGUGUCUGGCGGUGAACUAUUGCAACAAGGUGACGGGGUCUACUAUGAAGACACUGUUCCAGCGCUCGCGUCGGCUCACCUGCUUGCUCAUGAAUGGAUGCAGUCUACAGUCAGAGUACGUGAUGCAAGUGGAAUGGGAGAAGUCAUCCAUACAAGAGCUGGAUGUGACCGCGACAGACCUGUCUACCGAAUGCCUGAUAGACAUGCUGACAAGGAUCCCUGGGCUACGUUUCCUGAGCGCGGGACAGAUCAACGGGUUCAAUGAUACCGUGCUCAAAGCCUGGAUGGAAGCGGGCACCGCCAGGAACCUGGUAGCGCUGGACGUAGACUCAUCAGACAACCUGACGGACGAGGCGCUGCACCGCUUCCUGUCGCGGCACGGCAGCCAGCUGUGGGGGCUGGUGCUGAGCGGCAUGCCGCACAUCACUGACCAGCUCUGGCAGAGCGUGCUGCAGCUGCUCACCAACGCCAAGAUUCUUAUAAUGGGGACUCAAGAGAGACUUGGAGUUAAUAUCCACGUUGAUCAGUUAAUGGACGGCAUCGCCAACAGCUGCCCUAACUUGGAACGCUUGGAGCUGCGCUGGGAUCCUGAGAAUUUGCGGUUCAGUGACAAAAGUCAAAAGGCCAUUGACAUCCUACGAGUCAAGUGUCUCAAGUUAAAAUGUCUCGUCUUGAGCGAUGGCAGAUACUACGAGAUUGUGAAGGCUAACUUCGAGCGGGCAGACAGACUGACCGUCGUGAGGACGUCGACAAACUGCCAGGUUUCUAACUAUUACUUGCUCUCCAACUACAAGGACCUCAUUUUCAACUAGAAUCUUGUCUUAGCAAUAAAGAAGUAAAUGUGGAGAGCCUAUAAACACUUAAAACAUUUUGUAACGUACUGUUAUUUUAUCAUUAAUAAAAUGUUUCAAAA
This is a messenger RNA of Papilio polytes (common Mormon), 1828 nucleotides long. RefSeq names its product F-box/LRR-repeat protein 2 (gene FipoQ). The transcript is spliced from 11 exons. The record is from RefSeq and is a predicted model, not a curated record. Gene Ontology annotation, molecular function: protein binding. NCBI's taxonomy places the organism in Eukaryota, Metazoa, Arthropoda, Insecta, Lepidoptera, Papilionidae. Gene Ontology annotation, biological process: SCF-dependent proteasomal ubiquitin-dependent protein catabolic process; positive regulation of protein ubiquitination. Gene Ontology annotation, cellular component: SCF ubiquitin ligase complex. Bases 180 to 1727 code for a protein of 515 amino acids.